AUGCGCCGCUGGCGGGACUUUAGUGUUUACGUGGUGAACUGCUUCGACGUGGCUCUCGCUGAAAAUGUUUUUUCUGCUGCUGCUGCUUCUCCCUCUUCUUUGGUGUUGAAGUACUUGGGGAAGCAAAUCCCCGAAACCACUGAGGACCAGUUCGUGCAGAGACCCUUCAGCGCAGACUUUUUGACCAAAGUAUUCGAAGAGACGAAAUUUUUGCCUUUUGUUGCGCGGUGUCUGUACAACAGACUGGUGGCUUCGAACAGCAAGGAAGAGCCAUGUUCUGUCGAGAGAGCAAAAAACCCCAACGGCUGCACUCCUAAGCGCGGCGGAGUGGCUCUUCUCUCUGAAGUGUUUGCCGAAUCCCAAAGGGCUUGCCUUGCGGAGCGGCUGCUGGAGUGGAGAGACAUUCGAGCGCGCAUGGCGGACUUGGAAAGACAGGCCAUUUGCCCGGACGAAAAAAUCAUGGCAAAAGCAAUUGAGGUCAGUCCACUAGCUAGCUAG
Molecule: messenger RNA, 498 nt
Organism: Eimeria necatrix
Lineage: Eukaryota; Apicomplexa; Conoidasida; Eucoccidiorida; Eimeriidae
Exons: 6
Coding region: 1-498 (165 amino acids)
Biological process (GO): exonucleolytic trimming to generate mature 3'-end of 5.8S rRNA from tricistronic rRNA transcript (SSU-rRNA, 5.8S rRNA, LSU-rRNA)
Molecular function (GO): nucleic acid binding; 3'-5'-RNA exonuclease activity
Source: RefSeq, a predicted model, not a curated record